UCUGAUUUUACCACGACGGCUAACAACAUUUGGUUUGAAUUAAGUGCAUUUUUAUUUUACCAUUCCGUUAAAGAACUCAUUCCAUCAAAUCAUGGACAUGCGAAACAACGAUCCCGGUGCUCUGCAAUAUGGAAAUUUCUUCAACUAUUAUCAAUUCAAUUCGGCCUCGGAGCGCGUGAAACUUCUACCCGAUAAAGAUGUAUGGUUACCUCCAUCAGAUAGUAAAGAGUCCCCCGGAAAUAGUCCCUAUUUCGUGCUGGAUGUCGGUUGCAAUUGCGGGGUGUUUACCCAACUACUAUAUAAGUAUCUAAAGGAAAAUCUUCAGAGACCAGUUAAAAUCCUAGGAGUCGAUAUAGACAAUCGCCUAAUUCAACGUGCUUUGGAGGAGAAUGAAUCCCCGGAAGAUAUAAGCUACGCCUGCGUGGAUGUUUUAAAUGAAGAGGCUUUUGAAACCGUAAAAGGUUACCUAGAGCUUAAUAAACGCCAGAAGUUCGACGUCAUUUGUUGCUACUCAAUCACCAUGUGGAUUCACCUGAAUCAUCACGACGAAGGCCUUCAAUUGUUUUUAAAGAAACUUUCUAACUUGGCGGAACUCCUGGUGGUAGAACCACAACCUUGGAAAUGCUAUCAAAAAGCAGAAAGGCGUCUGAAAAAAGCAGGAGAAACUUUUCCACUUUUCUUACAACUCAAUUGGCGAUCCGAUGUGGAGCUUCAAAUACAGAACUAUCUUGAAAAGUAUCUAGAUCGAAGAAAGAUAUUCGAAUCAACGCCCACGAAAUGGCAGCGAAAGAUCUGCUUCUACAGAUCCUGA
Molecule: messenger RNA, 811 nt
Organism: Drosophila ficusphila
Lineage: Eukaryota; Metazoa; Arthropoda; Insecta; Diptera; Drosophilidae
Product: probable RNA methyltransferase CG11342
Exons: 1
Coding region: 92-811 (239 amino acids)
Biological process (GO): negative regulation of pre-miRNA processing; miRNA metabolic process
Cellular component (GO): cytoplasm
Molecular function (GO): O-methyltransferase activity; RNA methyltransferase activity
Source: RefSeq, a predicted model, not a curated record